GAUUUUCUCGGCUUCACUGCUGGUUGGUGUAGAAGCUAAACAGAGACAGUGGUUGAAUACUACUACUGAAAAACCAACAAACUCUUCCCGUUCAGCAGCUAAGAUUUCUUCGUGUGCUGUCUGAGCAACAAUGGACGACGCCGCCAGACGUUUGUUGCAGCGGCUCGUCAGGCGGAUUCCGGCGCAGACGCUAAAAACGACGCUGGACAAAUGGGGCCGUUUGAAGGCGGCGCAGCGGCAGUCCAUGGAUUUCACUCAGUCAAAAUGGGCGUUAACGGAAAAACUGCUCGCCAUCUGUGAGGAAAAUGAACUGACACUUAAACACAUCGCAGAACUCGAAAUGAUACAUGUGAUUGAGAACCCAGACCGUAGCAUGUGGUACGCCCUCCAGCUCAUGGACCCAGAAGAUGAUGCUCACUCUGUGGAGCUGACGCAGUUCAAGGAACAAUUUAAAUCUCACCUCAGUGAGCUCGUACGACAUGUGUCAAUCAAAAUAAAGAAGCACACAGAUGAAGCUGUAUGGAUUCGAAUUGCAUGGGGGGACAGCUUUUCUCGGCCGAACCACCUGAAGCCAACAUACGUUGUUCACCAUCUCCAAACCCCUUAUGUGUUUGUGACCGGCCUGACUUCAAAGCUAAAGCUGCUGUUAACUCAGGCCUUGGUUCUGUCAACCAGACAUCAAGCUAUUAAGGAUGCAAGCCUCAGUGGACGAAAGCUUACCGCCAUCAGAGACCUGCUGAUGAGGCAAUAUCAACAGGUGUUUCCCACUAAAUAUCCCAGCCCUCUUGCAGAAAGUAAUCAAAAUGCCACAAACCCUCUCAUAGAUAAAGAACAAGCUGAGCUUUCAGCAAACAGGCAUCAGAUGGCCUGCGAAGCCUUCGGUAGUGGGAUGUUACCUCAACUACAGUCUGCAGUUUACAAGCUGGAAACAAAAUUCAGAGACCACAUGAACAAGACCAUGACGGAGCGGGAGGAGCCCCUCAAAUGUGUUGUGAAAUUUGCAAGCACCAGUCUCUUGGAGUCCCUCAGGCACUGUGCAUCCUCAGGUAUUGCCUCCACACCUGUCACACCCCUGCUCUCGUCUAUUCCCCUAAAAGGAAGGAAUUACUUUGUCAUCACAGACAAUGGCCCUGGUCCCUCGUCACAAACACGACAACCACAGAACUGAUGGAUGACUGGAUUUUAAGGACACACAGACUCUGUUUACACCUGGCAUUUACAUGCGUGUUGGAUGAUCCAAUUCCCAGUGAAGAACUCUUUGUACAGGUGUGAAUCCAUCCAAGACGCACUGGCGGUUGCAUUGAGAGCCGUUCACACAGACCGCAUUCGGUGGCGGCCUGACAAGUGGCCAUUAUAUUUUAGAAGGUCGCAUGCGAUUGUCCAGGGCUACACUGAAGGACCAUCGACUCAGCCAGCGUCCUCUGUAGAAGUACGUACUCAUUCGCAUACCAAAGGUGUCAUGUUAAAGUGUGAUGAAAGGCAUCAGCAACAGCUAAACAUUGAUUUGUGUUUCUGGCUGAAUUCACAAGGCAAGUGCAUUGCUGCUGCUUAAAAACAACACACUUGGUCUUUGAAACUGGAAAUUAUGUUUGUUUAUUAGCAUUAUAGAGCAGGACAGUGAGGUCCCAUCACAAGUGGACUCUCAACACACUAAUGCCCUGUGUGAAUGGGGCCAUGGUGGAGUCUGCUCUUACUCUCCAUGCUCAGGCCAUCCAUGCUUUGCUUGUACUAUUAUAUGAUUGAUCUUCAUGUUAAUACAGCUCUUAAAGAAUAAUGGCCAUCUGGAGUUUAGAACUGAUUCAUGUUUUCUUGUGUUUUUAUACGGCUCCAGGUGCCAUUAAUCAGAUGUCAGUAGUUGUCAAUUAGUAAUUGUCACUUUUUUAACUGUUUGUCCAAACUAAACAUAAAGGCAGGAUUUUCAAUAUUUUUGAAGUUUCACUGAGUUUAUCUCUCAUUUUACUUAUAAUAGCAGCUGUUUCUUGUAUUAUUCAUCAUUAUAAAAUAUAGUAAUACCUGGAAGUGAGAUACUUCCUCACCACUUGACACCUACAUGCAUCUUGUUUCAAACAGCAUUUGAACUCUUGUCAUCACACAAAAUAUUUAUAAAGGACAGGUUUCAGUUUUAUCUCAUACAUAUAUGCAGUAUCAUCAUGGUUUGUUGUAACUGUCGCCGUGUCCAUCUUGGCAACAACACGAUUUCUUUAUAACACAACUAUGCAAAAAGAGGUGGAGCAUAUAAUCGAUAAUAUUUUGUGCAAUAAUGAAGUCCAAGGUUCAGUCAAAGCUGUUUUGAAGCCACAGGAGUCUGAGUGAGACAAAUGGAAGUUAGUCUUUAUAGUCAGAAAUCUACUUUUUUCACACACCGUAGCACCUCAUAGCUCAUCACGUAGCCCCGUAAAUAGAGCUGAUAUUGGUUGAUAAUAGCACCAAUAAGGUUUUGUUGAGGUUCAAAUGGAAACACUUUGUUUUUAACAAAAGCCGAGUACACCCCUGUGCAGCAUCAUAAAAUGUUAAAUGAUUAAUUUCACGAUAAUUUGUAGUGUUUGGUAUUUGAUCUGAUGUAUAAUUAACAACAAUGCAUUAAAAAUACAAAGAUUAACCUCAAGGCAACAGAAGUGAGUGCACCUGUGAGCCAAUUACGGCUAACUGCAUGAACAAGGUCUUAAAAGAACCCGUGAGCACCACAGUGCUCUCAGUUUUAGGCUGUGUUGUACUGAAUACAAACGUACUUGCUGUUUGCUAAAACCAACUUGUAAGUGUGUACGCUUUGGCCCAUGGAUUAAACUGGGAAACAUUGCUCACAAAACUGUAAAAUUACAUUUUUCCAAAGAA
Messenger RNA from Stegastes partitus (bicolor damselfish), 2832 nucleotides. It is a transcript of the gene cenpn, whose product is annotated as centromere protein N. The record is from RefSeq and is a predicted model, not a curated record. Lineage: Eukaryota; Metazoa; Chordata; Actinopteri; Pomacentridae. The transcript is spliced from 10 exons. Bases 131 to 1168 code for a protein of 345 amino acids. Gene Ontology annotation, biological process: chromosome segregation; CENP-A containing chromatin assembly. Gene Ontology annotation, cellular component: nucleoplasm.